CUCCCCCUUCCCCCGCGGAGGCGGCCGGGCUCGCGUUUCGCUCCGCUUCCGGCUCCUCGCGCCCCCCUCCCCGAGGAGGUGGCGCCGCCGGCCGGGCCCACCUGCGGGGGGGGGGGGGGCGGCGCGAGGCGGCUGUUACCCAGCGCCCGGGCGGGGCCGCGGGAGUCGGGAAGCGGGAGACUCGCCCCGCGUUCAGGUUUCGUUUCUCCGAAACAGGUCCGCGGGGCGCGGCCGGCGCUCGCUCGCCGGCGGAUGGUCGCUGGAGCGGCCGGGUCGCGGCGCGGGGCUCGGGCGGGCGCGGCCGGCCGGAGGUGGCGGCCCCUCUCGCCAGCUGUGGGGCAGCGCUGUUAGCUUUCCCAUCAUGUGACCUGAGGCACCUGCGAAGCGGAUCGCUUCCCUUUCCAAAGAAUGAGCACAUGUCGAUGGUGUACGCCUAGUGGUUCUGAUACCACUGAGUUCCUGAAGAACUAUGCUUCUAAAAGGCUGUCCCAGGAAGAUCUUGAAGGAUCCAACGAUGAUCUCUGUUACUGCCUGGAGUGCGUGGUUGAGUACCACAGGGCGAGGGAGAAGUUGCCAAGCUUGCAUGAGGCCCUGUGGGAGCUGGAAACUUCCCGCCUCAUUGCCCACAUUGAGAAAUCCAUGAAAGAAGAAGUUGGAGAGGAUGAUGAAUUGUUUAUAGUGGAUGAGAAUGGGGAGACACAGCUGUCUGGUUAUGUAGGCCCAGAUUUUGAGAAUAACUUGCGAGUGCCCCUCCUAGAAAUACUGAAAUACCCCUAUCUGCUGCUGCAUGAGAAAGUCAGUGAGCUUUGUGUAGAAGUGCUUUGCAGAAUGGAACGAGGUCACAACUCCUUUCAGGUCUUUGAGAAAUAUCCAGGAAUUUAUCUCUUCUUGGUACACCCCAAUGAAGUGAUUCGUCGAUGGGCCAUCCUAACAGCAAGGAACUUAGGGAAGGUUGACAGGGAUGAUUACUAUGACUUACAGGAAGUGCUGACAUGCUUGUUUAAAGUUAUUGAGUUGGGGCUUUUUGACAGUCCAGAUAUUUAUAGUUCUUCAAUGAUUGAAAAGGGUAAACUCAUCCUUCUGCCAUCUCAUUUAUAUGAUACUACCAACUACAAGAACUAUUGGUUAGGUAUUUGUAUGCUGCUAACAGUGCUGGAAGAACAGGCUAUGGAUUCCUUGUUGCUGGGUCCAGACAAACAGAAUGAUUUCAUGCAGUCUAUACUUCAUACCAUGGAGAAAGAAGCAGAUGAUGAUUCUACCGACCCCUUCUGGCCAGCGCUGCAUUGUUUCAUGGUUAUUUUGGAUCAACUGGGAUCUAAAGUAUGGGGUCAACUUAUUGAUCCUGUCCAAGCCUUUCAAACCAUUAUCAACAGUGUGAGCUACAACAAUGAAAUAAAAAAUAUACGCAGUAGCUUUAAGAGGACCAAAUCUGAACCAGAGUCAGACUAUGAUGAUGAAAUGGUUACUUGCAGUCAGAUUGUAUAUGAUUACAAUACAGAGAAGCCCCAAAAGGAUACUGGAUGGAAAACUGCCAUUUGUCCAGACUAUUGCCCCAACAUGUAUGAAGAUAUGCAAACGCUGGCUAACGUGCUUCAGUCUGAUAUUGGCAGAGAUAUGCGUGUCCAUCACAGCACGUUUCUGUGGUUCAUCCCUUUUGUUCAGUCACUUAUGGACCUCAAGGACUUGGGUGUGGCAUAUAUAGUAGAGGUCAUUCACUACCUCUGCUCAGAAAUCAGGGGUAUUCUUAAUGAAAAAAUCCAGCAGUGUGACAAAGUCUCUGAAUUUUUUGUCCUGAUCUUAGUGUCGAUUAUUGAACUACACAGAAAUAAAAAAUGCCUGCAUUUGCUAUGGGUUAGCUCACAGGAAUGGGUGGAAGCAGUGGUGAGGUGUGCUAAGCUCCCAGCCAUAGCAUUUACGCGGUGCGCUGAAAAAGCAUCUGGAAACUAUCCAAGAGGUUCAUCAGCAUUAUCUUCACAGGCUUCUAACUCUGUGCAACAUGCUUGUGUGCAGUUGAUACGCAGCCUUCUUAGGGAAGGUUAUCAAAUUGGGCAGCAUGCUCUUUGCAAGCAGUACCUAGACAAACUCAAUCUCCUUCUGCGUGGAAACCUGUCCUUAGGUUGGCAGCUGAGCCUCCAGGAAACCCAGGAAUUACAAAUGUGUUUAAAGCAAGUUAUAAGAAGUAUAAAGGGCAGAGCAAUGAAUACCUCUGUGCCUGCAGAAAACAAUGCCAACUCUACAACUUUGCCCACCCUUUCUGUAAAGCAAGAAAAGAGGAUGCAUGGUGAUGAAUGUAAAACGACUCUACACGGCAGAGAUGACCUUUGUUCGCCUUUUUCUUUUAUAUCAAAGGGAGUCAGAGAUGGAGGUUGUCAGGAGAACCUUUUCCCUAGAAGAAAUGAUGCCUGGGAAGAGGAAUGCAGAGAUGCAUCUAAAACUGCACUGUCUUUCACUGAAACGCAUCUUGUGGGUGUGUAUGUUAAAAAGGAACCUGAUGAAAAGGCAGCUCAGGAAUAUAAUUGCCCACAGAACUCUUUGACAAGAAAAAUAUGUGGGGAAGAUCAGAAAAAUACAGACAAUUAUCUUGUGUCAGGGAACUGUGAUAAGGAUAACUGGUUCUUUAAUCCAAAUUUUCAGUGUUCUGAUUUUAAAAGAGGUGGAGAGUUAGAAGAUAAAUGUGAAACAGAGCCCAUAACACCAAAGUGUCUGGUUGCUCAGACUUGCAUUGACUCUCCAGAACAUGUUCGUGGCUCAGAUGAGAACGAAAGCAACCUGUCUCCUAAUUCUUCCUCAAAAUUUAAAAUAGAUGCAAAUAGAUUCAUGAAUCUGAAACAGAAGGUGCUGAGAACUGACUGGACCUCAAAACUGUCGCACCUAGUGAAGCCACCCAACUUGCAAAACAGUUGUAUGGCAGUAAGUGCUUCAAAAGCAGAAGCAAACCAACCUCAGCUGUGCACUGAUGGGGCAUGUACAAGCAAAGAUUGCAACAGGCACCAAGGAUUGAAUACUGUGUGUGAAAAUGAAAUCUCUGUUAGUUCUCAGGCUUCAAGGAGCUUUGAAAACAAGCAGGAGAAAAGCAUAAACAAUACUUUUCAAUACAGGUUGGCCUCCAUUAAACAGGAGUCAAAAGAGACACUGCUAGAUUGCUCUCGCUCCUCUAAAAAUGAACCUAAUUUGCAACAAAAUGAAGAUGACCAUGUUUUGUUUUCAGGGAUUAGCAACAAUUUAGUGAAAAAAGGACCCAGUGAAGAAAGAUCAAGUUCAUUGUUGAAGCCUCUGUUUAAGAAGGACCUUAACAUGCAACCUUCAGACCAGGAACAGCCUAAUGUAGGCAACCAAAUUAAAGAUGACUGUAAAGGUCAAAUUUUGAAGACAUUCCGUGUAGAUAAAACUUCAGCAAAUGGUCAUGUUCCUUCUAGCUCUGAAGAUAAGGGGGAUGUAGCCAACACUGCUUUUCGGAUCAGUCCACUCUCAAUGAAGUGCGAAUCAAGUGACAGCUUGUUAGAAUUUUCAAAGUAUUUCAAGAAAGAAGACAAUUCAAUGGGGAAAAGUGGUGAGGAUUUUGUGAGGAUGGCUUCUGGAGGCAGCAAUUUAACAGACUCCGAGGUUGAUAGAGACCUCAGUAAAUUAUCUUUAGCUGCAUAUGCCAAAAGUGUCAAUUUUUCCAUUGAUUCAAGCCAAGAAAGCUCAGUAUAUCAUAAUAUAUGUGACAUUAAAAGGAAAGUGAAAGGUGCUGUAAGAUCAUCCAGCAAUGUCCAGAGUGACAAGUCGCCCUGUGAUGCAGAUUGCCUUGACAAUCAAGUCAUUAUCAUUUCAGACUCUUCUGAUGAAGAAAAAAGCCCGCCUCUUGAGGAACAAACAACAGAAACAAAUGAAGAUGAGUGUCCAGAAAGACAGCAUUUAACAUCCAGCUGCAUUUCUGAUAGUGAGAUCAAAAAGGAAUCGAAGACACCUAGCUCUCCCUUGUCGCACGAAGAAUGUGGGUCUCAGUACUUUGAGUUUGAAACACAAGAUGAGGUCUUUUCGGUUUGGCAAGAUACUCAGAUGUACAGUAUGGAAAAAACUCAAGAAUAUAAACAAGACUGUGUUUCAACAUCAGUUGAUAGCAGUGACUCGGAUAGCAUACUGAAGGAUUGCACAAACGAAUGGGGUUAUGAUACAGAUUACAUGAGUGAUGAUACCACUGAAAGAGAAGCAAGCGUGAUAGAAAAGCAGAUGGAUAAUGUCUCUCAUCAGAAGGAAGCUGGUGAUAAAGAAGUAGCAUCUAGUUCAACCUUACAAGAAUCAAUUAGUAAGGGAAACAAAAAAGAUCAACUGGAGAAUUCUGCAGACAAAAGUGCUGUUGCUAAAGACUUCAUCCCGAACACAGAAUUGACUGAACCCAAAGCAUCUACAUCUAACAUGUCAUUAGCUUCAAAGUUGGCUAUUAAGAAAAAUAGUAUGAGCCCGCGGAAUAAUUCAGCAAAACCUAAGGUGGUAAGAACUAUUCAAAGAAGUCCUAAAAGAACUCUUCUUAAAACUGCACAAAAUAAAAAACUAUCUCAAAGUACCUCAAAAAACUCUCAACCUGGCAGGUCAACACCUGCUGUGGUUCCUCCAAAGAAAGUUCGGCAGUGUCCUGCACCAACAUCAACUGCAGAAAAACUUGGUCUGAAGAAGGCACCCCGCAAAGCAUUUGAAUUGUCUCAGCGCUCUUUAGAGAGUCUGGCUCAACUGCGUAGCUAUGGUAAAGCUGCUGGGAAAGUUGGAACUGCACAGAAACAGAGGACUAAAUUAAUUUCUCCUCAGACUUUGUCAAUAAAAAAUAAUAAAAAAAUGCUAGCCUGCCAAGAUCUUCAGUUUUUGAGGCAGACAAGGCCCAAACGAAGUGUCAGAGGGAAAAAUCUUGCAGGAAGUUCUGACAGAAGCAAAAAGGUUAGCAAAGGGGAUGCAAAUUUUGUGAAACAAAAGCCUAAAAGUUUUGGCUUGACAUCUGUUGAAGGAGCUGUUGAAAACCAAGGGGGAAGAAAAAUGGAGCAGACCUUUUGUCCCUCAGCCAGUGAGAAAAAACAAAUCAGAGAUGUCUCUGUGGAAGAGGAGGGUAUGCAAACUACACAUAUCUCUGAAAUACCUGGGUUUUCAGACUCGAACAGAAAAAUGGAAGAAAACAAUAUGAUGGUUCCUCCCGUACCUAUGGAUUCAGAUCUCUUUUCCCCUGUAGCUGCUGAAGAUGAUAAAGAUAAACCUUCAGAAAGAGGUUGUGUUGUCCAGUCUGAGAAGACGGUUUUGAAAGAAAAUGGGUGUAAAUCAAAUGAAAACAGUGAUGAUGACGAUUUAUUUUUAACUCAGUUAGAUCCUGUGGAUAUGGAAUUAUGUUCCCAAGAGGCAGAUGGUGGAGAAAUUACUAUACCUAGUAAACCAGUGGAAAUGGAAAUAGAUGCUGCUGAAAACCUUCAGCAGAACAGACCCUUGAGUAUUGUGAAAUGUAAGCACAAAGACUGUGUGGAAAAAAUGGAAAAAAUAGGUGAGUACUGUAGUAAGCAUUCAACUACCAAUUCAGAAACAGAUCAUUUGUUUGCCAAACCUUUGCCACCUUCUAAAACAAGAAAGCCUUCCACUACCAAAAUUUUCUGCUCAGUAAGUUCUUCACGGAAUGCAGCCUUCACCAAGGAUCUUGAAGAUGUUAAAAAACUACCACCGUCUUCCAAAAGCAAAGUAAAUGUAGUGAAACCUGUGGUGUUCAGACCACCAAAUGCAAAGGCUGUGCCAGCAGAAAAUCAAAUGUGCAGGACCCCAAGUUUCAGUAAUAUUCCUCAGCCCUGUGCUUCCAGUAACGUUCUCCGGCCGCAAAAUACACAGAUCGACAAUGCUUCAAAUAUUUCCAGAAGACCUGUCAGAGAAGAAUAUUAUUCUUCCUUUCUUGGGGCUCAGCAGCGUGAUCAUAGUAUUUUUGUUAAAGAAGUCCUAAAGUGGACUUACGAAAUGUUUGCAAACUGCAGCCAGUAUGGACCUCCGGAUAGUCUCCUGCAAUCUGUAGUAGCCUCUGUUCCUGUCAAAUUUCUGGGAUACAAUGACUAUUUUAAUACGUUUUUCCCCUUGAUGAUGCUAAAUGCCUUCGAAACACUGGCACAAGACUGGUUAGAAAGCCAGAGAAUGAGAGAAAGGAGUUACUACUUCCACUUGCAGAACUUCUGUGCUGACUUGAAUAGAGCAGAUUUUAUAGCUCAUAUUCGAGAAAGUGAUCUGGCAAGGCAGCUUCAUCCAAAGGAGGAUGAUUUAAUCUUUUUGGUAGUCCAAGAGAGAAAAAACACCUUUGGGGAAGAAAGCGAGAUGGUGAGCCAUCUAGUGAAGCACGUGGGUCUUGUGACACGAUUUUCGCGUGCAUCUGGCAGUUCAGCUAGACAAAAUGAGCAGCAUCCUGUCUGUCAUCUCUCUGUGCAAACUCAGGGCAAUUUGUCAUGCUUCAUAAAUAAGCAAGUGAAAUGUGUGGUGGUCGGCUCCCUAGUAACCACACAGCGAACGUUCAAAGGUCUGCUACUCCUGAGCAGGAGUCCCCUGGCUAAACCCAUUAUAAACCCAAGUUACAACGACUUCUGUCCCAGAGAUUUGCACGUAGCUUCGGAAAGUGCUGCUUAUAUGAAAGAAUACAAUGAAGAUCAAAAGAGAGCUAUCGAUACUGCUUAUGCCAUUGUAAAACAGCAUCCAGGACUUCCCAAGAUCUGCCUCAUACAUGGACCACCUGGAACAGGGAAAUCAAAAACUAUUGUUGGGCUUCUGUCUCGUGUUUUGAGAGAGAACACUAGGAAUGAGAAAAGAACUCAAAAACCAAAUUCCAAGAUCAAGCCAAACCGUUUUCUAGUUUGUGCACCAUCCAAUGCUGCUGUUGAUGAACUCAUGAAAAAGAUCAUCGUUGAAUUUAAGGAAAAAUGCCAAAACAGACAGGAUCCUUUGGGAAACUGUGGUGAUAUCAGAUUAGUGCGACUGGGUGCAGAAAAAUCGAUCAGCUGUGAAGUACGUGGAUUUAGCUUGGAUAAGCAAGUUGAACAUAGAAUGAAACGAAGGCUACCUAACCAUGACCAGAGUAUUCAGAAGAGAAAAGAAGCUCUAGAUCAAAAACUGGACAUGCUGUCUCGUGAACGUGCCAUGCAUAGAUGUGAGAAGAGGGAGAUAAAUCAAAUGUUAGAUGAUGAAAUUGGCAGACUUUCAAAGGAGAGACAACAGCUUGCUUCUCAACUAAAGGAGGUUCGGGGGUGCUCCCAGAGAGUGCAGGCAGAAAUCAUCUUGGAGUCUGACAUCAUUUGCUGCACACUGAGCACAAGUGGAGGGACUCUGCUGGAAUCCGCUUUUUGGCGGCAAGGACUUGAUCCGUUCAGCUGCGUCAUUGUAGAUGAGGCAGGACAGUCCUGUGAGGUUGAAACACUCAUUCCGCUGAUUCAUCGCUGUAAUAAACUCAUCCUUGUUGGAGAUCCCAGGCAGCUCCCUCCUACUGUAAAAUCGCAGAAAGCUCAGGACUACGGCUAUGAUCAGUCCUUGAUGGCACGCCUGCACAGGCACCUGGAAGCACAAGUGCAGCAGAAUAUUUUGAGAAGUCUGCCAGUUGUGCAGCUGACUGUGCAGUACAGGAUGCACCCUGACAUCUGCCUCUUCCCAUCCAAUUACAUUUAUGGCAGGAGUCUGAAGACUGACAAAGCAACAGAAGAGAAUAGAUGUUCUUCAGAAUGGCCAUUCCAGCCUUACCUAAUUUUUGAUGUAGGAGAUGGUCACGAGGAGAGAGACAAUGACUCUUUUAGUAAUCCCCAGGAAGUUAAACUGGUGAUGGAAUUAAUUAAAACAAUUAAAGAAAAAAGGAAGGAUCUUGGUCUUCGUCACAUUGGAGUAAUUACCCCUUACAGUGCACAGAAAAAGAAAAUUCAAGAAGAACUAGACAGAGUGUUUAAGAACAACAGCUCAGGGGAGGUGGACACAGUGGAUGCGUUCCAGGGACGAGAGAAAGACUGUAUCAUAGUGACGUGUGUCCGGGCGAACAGCACUAAAGGAGCAAUUGGGUUUCUGGCAAGUCUUCAGCGACUGAAUGUUACAAUUACCCGGGCCAGAUUCAGCCUCUUCAUUCUCGGAAGACUAAAAACACUCAUGGAAAAUAAAGACUGGAAUGAGUUGAUUCAGGACGCUCAGAGAAGAGGUGCCAUUAUCAAGACAUCAGACAAGAACUACAAGAAGGAUGCUGCUAAGAUUCUGAAGCUGAAGCCAACAGUACAGAACCCCCCCUGCCAACCCCCCACCAAAGCAGACACAAAGAAAGCUCCUCCAGUGCAGGUUCAUUCUUCUGGGAGCAGGAGGGGUGAGCUCACAAAUCCGAGGGAGGCCAGCGAUCCACGGGAGCUCUCUGCUGCUGCCAUCCCUGCAGCCCCGCAAGGAAGCAGAGGGCUGCAGCAGCCCCAGAGGCCUCAGGCUGCGGACUCCAGGAGAGCCCCCGUUUCCACACCAGUGGAGGCUGCAGCACAGUCUGCCGAUCGAGAGAAACCGCGGGACCCAAGGCUGGCCAGUAGAACAGAGACAAAAGGGAAGGAGCAGGUCUCAAAAGACAGCAAUCAGUCAGCUCAGAGCAAUCUGGGAGCAACAUCACAGCAGGGCCCGGAAGUAUCCUCAGCUGUCAGGGAUCAGAUUUCCAAAACAGAAACUUCUAAGAAGCCCCAACAAACAAUGGGACAAUCUGAUGCGUCUUCCAUGUCAUCUUAUGCAGCUCAGCGAGAGGGUGACUCGAGGGCUGCUUUAUCAAAAAACGAUUCAAAAGCCCGUGGUGGAGGAGGUCAAAGUAGUAGCAGUAAGUGGAGCAAAGACAAAGACUAUCGUUUUGUAACCAGGAGAGCAUCAGAUGAAUCACCAGAGAGCAAAGACUCAAACAGUGCCAAGCGAAGAAAGACCUUUCACUGACGGCAAUAUCUUUUAGUAUUGGCUCAAUACUCAAAAUCCAUCCCCAAAUUUCUGUCUAGCAGGGACUUUAUUUUAAGAUAUUUCAUACACCUGGAACACCCUUAUUUUGAUCACUUCUACAAUCAGUAGAUGGAUCUUUUUCCCAUCCUGUCACUAGUUGCAAAGAGACUUUAUACCUGAUGGCUGAUAACUUUGAGCUUUUGAACAGAAAAGUUGGGUUAGCUGCAUUGCUUGGAAGGGCAGUGAAUUUUGUCAUCUAGGAAGUUGAGAUUGUAAAUGUUUAAUGAUGUAUAUUUGUACAGUACAAAAUUAUUUUAAGAUUUAAUUUGGCAGGUAUAUAGCUGCUUGUUUCCUUGUGCAAAUGCUAAUUUCAUAGUGAUGCAAUUUUUUUUAUGAAGAACCCAAGCAAAGCAAAAAAAAAAAAAAAAAUCCAGCCAGACUUCCUUUUCCCUUUGUCCUAGUAAGUCUAAUUUAUUUGAUAGCAAACAACGAAUUUUGAAAAGAUGGUAGCAGUGAUUCUUCCUCAUGUUCUGCUGGUGCCUCAGGGAGGACCGAGGGCAGAUGAACAUAGGUUGAAUGGAGAAAAUUCUACUUAUUUUGUAUAUUUUAUUGCCUGUUUUUUAUAGGAACAAAAGAGCUUAUAUGUUUAUACAAAUGUGCCUUGAGUUUUGUUCUUGCUGCUGCUUCAUGAGCUGGAAUCCUUUGUCUUGUUGCAGUGGUGGUAUGAGCUGUGGAUUAAAGCCUACGAGGUCUGUUUGGGCCUGAUGAGCCCAUGUGAUGAGUAGUGAGCAGGACUGUGGAAUCUCAGUCAAAGAUCUAGUUAAUGCUUAAUGAUAAUGACACUUGAAUUUCUUUGUAUAGAGCUCUUGGAGAUCUACAAAGAUAAAAAGGGCAAGCAGUUAGUUCUCGGUGUUACUACUGGAUUCUGUUCACUGUGUUGAUGUAGAAUACAUAACCAGUAAAGGGGCAGGGCGGGGAGUUGUUCUAACUAUUUUUUAAGAAAGCCAUAAUACUGACUUUAAGAAAGCCAUAAUAUCUCACCAUAACACUUCCAUAACCAGAGUGGAACUAUUUCUAGUAGGAAUGCCUUUGGGUCAUUGUGAAACACUUUUUUCUUUCCAGAGUACAGCACAUCUGACUCGAGCAAGUGACUGGCAGCAUUUGCUCUGCACACUGUUUUGCAUGGAGCCAGUCUAGCAUGCUUCUGCUUGAGAAUUCAGCACCUUUCUAUAUUAAUGCAAGUUUGGGUGUACUGUGUGCAGGCCAGACUAUCUCCAUGCAUCCGUGUUAAAAUACGACCUGUUAUGACCAAGGCAGUAUCCUGUUGUCGUCCCUUUCUGACUCUGACUUGAGAAGAGAUGUUAGUGGUAUGCCUAACUUUUUGUGCUGUGGCCUAAUGCUCUAAGGAAUGGAAAGAAGCCGUCAAUCUUACUUUUGUGUGUGGAGUCCAGUAAGUUUUAAGUGAAUUUUACACCUGAGAAUCAAGACCUGUCACGUAAUUGGGGGGCAGGUUCUGGUAUGCUGACCUACUGAGUGACUUAUGCUUAACCACUACAUGAGAGUGUCUUGGUUCCAUAACUGCAGAAUGAGCUGCCAGACUUCUCUGGCCAGAAUGUAACUGUUAUCUUUAGCUGUGUUUCAGUCCUGACACAUUCAUUGCAAUGAUUAGUGUUAGCUUUGUUCUCUUAACCAACUGACAGAUAGGUAUGUGUGAUACAGUUCAGCAAAAUACAGACGGCUUACCAUACAAAAAAUAAGGUAGCAGUUUAAAUUAACAGUAAUUGCCAGUAUAACUAAAGUUUGAUGUAUCCAAGCACCAAACAGAUGUUUUUUAUUAGUGACAACUGAGUAGUAGGUGUGUUGGAAGGCUUUUAGUCACUGUAUGUGCCUGUCCUGCUCACAGUGCUAUGGUAUGGAGAGUUUAAGAUAACAAGGGAAAAUUCUGACCUUCGAGAUGCCCUUGAAGUGAAAUCACUACAUGGUGCAGUGUUUAAGAAUUACACUUUGGGCCCAAAGCUUUGGUUUAUUCAUUAUGUUGCAAUCUUAAUUGCUUCACUGAACCCUGACCCGCUCUUGUCAGCAGGAUAUGCACCUCUAAAACUGUUGUGACUGUUCCUUAUGUUAUGUACCUGGAGUGAGAAGGAAGGUGGUUUGAAUUAAUCUUAUUGUCACGAAUUGGACAUUGCUGUCACUCAUAGAUCGCAGAAUCUAUGCCCUAAGUGUUAUCUCCCUUUAUGUUAAUAGGAAUUCUUAAAAAUACUGUCUUCAUGUAAACCUCUUGGCUCUUCUCAUCACUGCUGUGUCAACUUGCCUGCUGUUUCUACUUAGCACGUUAAAAAGGCUGCUAUGCUGCAAACUGCCGUAAGAUCCUAUAGCUAUGGUGGAGGCCAUGUAGUCUGUAUUUAUGUAAAUAAAGUGAAGGCAGCAACAGUGUGAAUGAAGAACUGUGCUUUUCUGGCCAUUAAAUAGAACUUUGUCAAGGAAACAUUUUUCAAAAACUUCCCUUCUAGUUUCUUUUCCACUUAAUUUGCGUUUCAGAAUAUACAUUUCUCUUGAGAACUCUACUUACCGUAUAGUAGAAGGAAUUUUGUUUUAACAUUUCAUUUCUCUUGGAUUAUGUGCACAAAGCAUAGGUAAUGUAAUUUUAUAAUUCCUGUAUUUUUCCAUAAAACAUCUUUUAUAAGGAAUGGUCAACUGGCUCAAGCUUUUUUCUUUCUUUUUUUUUUCCCUUUCUUUUUGCUUUUUUUUCUUUUUGCUUUUUUCCUUCUUUCUCCCUCUGAUUUAAUACUAGAUUUAUUUUAUCUGACCUAAGUUGUCAAUCUUUCAGCAGUAGCUUAUUCCUACCAUAUCAGUCUGUACUGUUAAUGUUGAAUUCUUGAAUAAAAAUCUUUGGGUUGUUUGCACUUGGAA
Molecule: messenger RNA, 11817 nt
Organism: Dromaius novaehollandiae (emu)
Lineage: Eukaryota; Metazoa; Chordata; Aves; Casuariiformes; Dromaiidae
Gene: SETX
Product: senataxin
Exons: 26
Coding region: 409-8907 (2832 amino acids)
Biological process (GO): termination of RNA polymerase II transcription
Cellular component (GO): nuclear body
Molecular function (GO): transcription termination site sequence-specific DNA binding; helicase activity
Source: RefSeq, a predicted model, not a curated record